This is a messenger RNA of Aureobasidium vineae, 1386 nucleotides long. The record is from the annotation of a GenBank genome assembly. Lineage: Eukaryota; Fungi; Ascomycota; Dothideomycetes; Dothideales; Saccotheciaceae.
AUGACGUCCUACGAACCCAAGAACAACCGCGACCAUGAAAGCAUUUCGAGCUUCAAAGAUCCGGAAAUCGAGCAAGAGCGAGGAUCAUACAAGUCGGAAGAGCUUCAUACCAUUGAGCCAGUUCCGGGGGAACCACCAUUAGCCAGCACGUUCUCGCAUGGCGUUGCUGCGUCAAUACGAAGUGUCGAGCCUGCUCCCGAUGGCGGCCUACAAGCCUGGACCCAAGUAGCCAUGGCACAUCUUACGAUCUUUUCGACUUGGGGCUGGGUGACUUCGUAUGGUGUCUUUCAAGAAUACUACAGGACAUCCCUAGGCCUUGAUCCAUCAGCCAUCUCCUGGAUUGGCAGUGUCCAGAUCUUUCUACUCUUCUUUCUGGGGACAUUCAGUGGCCGCGCGCUGGAUGCCGGUCUCUUCCGCCCGGUUUACUUUGCGGGUACGAUACUCCAGCUGUUGGGCAUCUUCUCCAUGUCAGCCGCGACGAACUACUGGCAAUUAUUCUUGUCACAGGGACUUUGCCUCGGCAUUGCUGGCGGUCUGCAAUUCUGCCCCGUCAUGUCGCUGGUCAGUACCUAUUUUGUCAAGAAACGUUCAUUCGCUAUUGGCUUUGUCACCAUUGGCUCUUGUACUGGAGGUGUCGUCUUCCCUAUUGUUGUCCAACAACUUCUUCCGCGGAUUGGCUUCCCUUGGACCAUCCGGGUGUGUGGUUUCCUCAUGCUAUUCACAAACAUCUUGACGAAUCUUGUCUUUCGUACGAGAUUGCCGCCCCGCAAGACCGGACCCAUUGUUGAGUGGUCUUCAUUCAAAGAGUUGCCUUACGUACUGUAUUGCGCUGGAAUGUUCUUCAACUUCUGGGGUCUAUAUUUUGCCUUUUUCUACGUCGGCAGUUAUGGUCGCAAUGUCAUUGGUAUGAGCUAUCAUGACUCUAUUGAUCUCCUCUUGACAAUGGUCUCCAUUGGCUUUGUCUGGCGUUUAUUGCCUAAUUACUUCAGCGACAUUAUUGGGGCGGUCAAUGUCAUGUUGCCAUUCAGCAUACUCUGCGGCGUGAUGUGUUAUGCCUGGAUCGGUGUUCACUCAAAGGCAUCCUUGUUUGUGUUCGCCGCUAUCUAUGGCUCCGGCUCAGCCGGUCUGCAGUCCAUGUUUCCAGCAGGCCUGUCUAGUCUCACGUCAGAUUUGAAGAAGACAGGUGUAAGAAUGGGAAUGGGCUUUACAAUUGUUAGCUUUGCCUGUCUGACUGGACCUCCAUUGGCCGGCGCGCUCAUCUCCCAUGACAACGGCCAUUAUCUGCCUGCGCAAAUAUGGGGUGGCUCGUCUUUCCUCCUGGGUUCAUCACUUUUGUUCGCAGCACGUACUGCAAAGGUCGGAUUACAUCUCAGACAGAAAGUAUGA